ACUUGUGGGUCUCCUAGCAAUGGGUAUAGACUCUGAAGAACACUACACUUUCAAUACUCUUCACAAUGAGACUGGAUCCCUCGCCAACGUCUCUACUAACACCUCUACAAAACGUCAGAGGGACGUGGGGCCUCGUGUGUCCUUCAACGUCAAGAGAGCUACAGAUAAACUAACCGCCGUCGCUCACGUUCAUUUUCAGGAAGUGGUGACCAACACAGGAGGCGGUUGGGACAAUACAACCAGCGAGUUCGUAGUUCCUGUUGCAGGGCGUUAUUUAUUCAUUUUCGGCGCUAUUAGUGACCAGACCAGCAACUUUGCACUGUCUUUGACCCACAAUGGCGUGAAUAGGGCGACUGCUUACGCGACAACCACCACCUUGGAAUACGCCUCCACCUCGGUGACCCUGGACCUCUACACACUUGACAGGAUAUACUUACAGUUGCAGCAGGGCAGGAUACACGAAAGGCCGGGCGAAGAAACCUUUACAACCUUCGUGGGUUAUCUUCUCGUCCCCUGGUAAAAGUCUGUUUGAUGUGAGGUGCCUUUAUACCGAUUAAAUUAAUUUGUGCCUUGUGUUAAUUUUAAUAAGUUCGUUCACAUUGCUUGUUUAUCCUGUAUCGGUAGUGCUCAAAUCUUUAGCAAAGUUUCAAAUGAAACUUGGAGGGGAA
Molecule: messenger RNA, 668 nt
Organism: Procambarus clarkii (red swamp crayfish)
Lineage: Eukaryota; Metazoa; Arthropoda; Malacostraca; Decapoda; Cambaridae
Source: RefSeq, a predicted model, not a curated record